Messenger RNA from Paramecium pentaurelia, 1050 nucleotides. Lineage: Eukaryota; Ciliophora; Oligohymenophorea; Peniculida; Parameciidae. The record is from the annotation of a GenBank genome assembly.
AUGAAUUAAGGUUCAGAAUAAUAAACGAUUGAUAAGGAUUAAGAGAUCAAUUAAAUAAAAAGGGAGCUACAAGAUUUUAAAGAAAGGGAAAUUAAAUAUAAAGAGCUUUCUCAACAUUUAACCUAAUUAGAAGAAAGGUAAUUGUAAUUAUUUAUUAAUAGGUAUAAUGAUUUAAAGGAUUAAAAGUCUGAGAGUGAGUAAUUGUUGAAAACAUAGAUUGAAUAAUAUCAAGCAAUGGUGAAGAUAUAAUCUAAGGAGAUAGAAAAUUUGAAAUAAUAAGUUUAAGAAUUGGAGGAUGAACUCGAGGAGAAUGAAGAAAUAUAAAAGUAGCCAAAUAAACUAAUUGCAGAUGAAAAUCUUGUGAUUAGUAAACUAAUUAGCGAGAAAACAUUAUUAGAUGAAGAAGUAAAAGGAUUAAAAGAAAAGAUAAAAUAGUAUCAAGUUUAAAUAGAUUUAGAAUAAAUCAGGAGUAUGAUAGUAUAUCUAAAGACUUCUUUACCAUAAGCAAAUAAACUGACACAUUUAAAAAUUAAUUUACUUAGGUAAUGAAAUUUUACAAUAAAAAAAGAUUAAGGAUGAAUUAGCCUCCAAAAAUUAAGAAUUGAAACAUACAAGAAGAUAAUAUUAAGAGGCUUUGAAUUACAUCAACCAACAAUAACCAAAUUCUUCUUUCCUUAAUAAUUCAGCAAUUAAUGAAUUAUAAUAGGCUAAUUAAUAACUAUUAACUCAAAAUCAAUAACUAAAUAGAACAUUAUCGAAAUUGAAAUUAGAUUUAGAUCAUGUAAAGAAGGCUCAUUAAGAGGCUUUAAUUGAAGCUGAUAUGUUAAGUAGAAAUUUAGAAUAAUCAUAAUUAUUUAGUGAAUCGACAAAAAAUCAAAAAAAGGAGGUAAAUAAAUAAAUAAUAUUUAGAUCUCCUAAGAGCUGGAAAGAGUUAUAAGGAUUGAGGAAUAACAAUUUUAAUAACGAAUAAUGUUAUUAAGAUCUCUAAAAGAUGAACUAUAGGAUGCAAAGUCGAGAAGUUUGUUGAAUUUGAAAAGAUAUAAUUAUUGA